GACUAAAAGAAGGGAAAUUGAAAGCAUUCCCACAUCUAAACUCACUUUUACACCCUUCUUCAGAAUCCUACUCCAAAUUCCGAUUUCAUACUCCUGAACUGUGAAUUCUACUAGUGCCACUUUGUUGUUUGCCUGAUAAGAUACUUCUGUCUCUCUUUUCUCUCUUCAUAAGUAUCUACUAGGGUUUAAAUUGAUUACUCUUGAAUCUGCAAUUUAGAGGGAUAAUCAAUGGCAGAUGUUGUGAGAAAGUUCUUCACUGCAUCAAUGCUUAUGUGGAUAGCACCAAUUUUGAUUUUAUAUGGUUUUAACAAUAACUUAUUUCCUGGGGCAAGUCAGUUGUCUUCUCACUCACUGACGAUUUUGAGCGGAUUGCUUGCGGUCAUCUCUGUCAAUAUUGUCAUUGCGUUCUAUAUUUAUAUGGCGAUGAAGGAGCCUUCAAAUAAACACGAACCUGAUCCUACUUUUCUUGCUGAAGCUAAAGCCAGUAUCAAGCAGCAACACUCUUCAAGUGAGACUGAAGAUCCUUCCCAGGCGCGUGAGAAACAUGAGUAGUAGGGAACGUGCAGAGUGCAGUUACCAGGUUAAUGGAGCAAGCCAUCUUAAUAUCUAUCAACCCUAUGAUUAAUGAAGUCCCUAUUGGCUAGUAAGCCCCUUCUUCUUGCCAUUUUUAACUGUACUAGCAGCUAUUUUUGGUUAAGAUUUGCAUGAGUUCAAAAUGUACCGGGGGAUGUAAUCGGGGUGUUGAAUUCUUAAUUGGGGAAGUUAGAGUGUGAGCGCUAGGUCUUGUAAAUUCUUAGGACAGGCCCAAAAUGUACAAGUAGAGAGGUUAUGUACCAAAGGGAGUCAAUGUAAACUUCUCUGUAUCUUAUUGCGGAAGUAGAGGUUGAUAGCUCUAUUAGAUGGGCAUGGUUGGGAUGUUUGUUUAUUUGAAGUUCAAGGCAGACACUUGAGAAAAUUGAAAGAUGAAGGUAAAAUUUGCAUCGAUGACACCCGUCCAAUUGGUUAAACUUUGGUACAAGAUUUAGGGUGUCUUCCUCACCAGACUGACAAAUUAAAGAAAACAGUGACCUUGAGCUACUUGUAGGACUUUAAAUAGGCUUAACACACCUCAAGUUUGCAUUGUUCGAGCUCGGUUUGUGAAAAAUUUUCCAAGCUUCUGCUUUAUUAUGUAAAGCUUGUACAGCGGUGAACUGUUUGCAUUUCAUCACAAGACCGUGGGAGCGGCUUUUUCAACUUGUUUGUUUAUGCUUGGCUCAUAUUAUUUAGACAUUUCAGUUUAACACGUGACAUCUACUUUGUAGUUGGUUGUAUAUAUUGUGCAAAUAUGUCUAUGAAUCAUGUGAUUCUUGUA
Messenger RNA from Papaver somniferum (opium poppy), 1351 nucleotides. RefSeq lists its product as uncharacterized. The coding region runs from base 229 to 552 and encodes 107 amino acids. Gene Ontology annotation, biological process: vacuolar proton-transporting V-type ATPase complex assembly. The record is from RefSeq and is a predicted model, not a curated record. The transcript is spliced from 4 exons. Lineage: Eukaryota; Viridiplantae; Streptophyta; Magnoliopsida; Ranunculales; Papaveraceae. Gene Ontology annotation, cellular component: endoplasmic reticulum membrane.